Molecule: messenger RNA, 2140 nt
Organism: Protobothrops mucrosquamatus (brown spotted pit viper)
Lineage: Eukaryota; Metazoa; Chordata; Lepidosauria; Squamata; Viperidae
Gene: AP1M2
Product: adaptor related protein complex 1 subunit mu 2
Exons: 12
Coding region: 99-1370 (423 amino acids)
Biological process (GO): intracellular protein transport; vesicle-mediated transport
Cellular component (GO): clathrin-coated vesicle; clathrin adaptor complex
Molecular function (GO): clathrin-cargo adaptor activity
Source: RefSeq, a predicted model, not a curated record
UUAAGACAGCCUAACUCAUUUGAAGGUGUAGCUCGCUCACCUGGCCCAGGUGGUUGCAAAGCUCAGUCGAAGAGGAGGAAGUAGAUCGGCGCGACAGUAUGUCGGCCUCUGCAAUUUUCAUCCUUGACUUGAAAGGCAAGCCACUAAUCAGCCGCAAUUAUAAGGGAGAUGUCAGCAUGUCGGAGAUUGAUUACUUCAUGCCACUCUUCAUACAAAAGGAGGAAGAUUGUGACCUGACCCCAGUCCUCUCCCAUGGAAAGGUUCAUUUCCUUUGGAUAAAGCAUAGCAACCUCUACUUGGUGGCCAUCACCAUGAAGAAUGCCAAUGCCUCACUGGUAUAUUCCUUUCUCUAUAAAGUGGUUGAGGUUUUUUCUGAAUACUUCAAGGAGCUGGAGGAAGAGAGCAUCCGUGACAAUUUUGUCAUUGUGUAUGAGCUACUGGAUGAGCUAAUGGACUUUGGGUUUCCUCAGACGACAGAUAGUAAAAUUUUGCAGGAGUACAUCACUCAGCAGGGCAACAAACUGGAGACAGCUAAAUCCCGGGUUCCAGCCACUGUCACGAAUGCAGUCUCUUGGAGAUCGGAGGGGCUUAAAUACAAGAAGAAUGAGGUCUUCAUUGAUGUCAUUGAAUCUGUUAACCUGUUGGUUAAUGCCAAUGGGAAUGUCCUGCUGAGUGAGAUAGUGGGUGCCAUCAAACUGAAGGUGUUCCUUUCUGGUAUGCCGGAGCUACGCCUGGGUCUCAAUGACAGGGUGCUUUUUGAGCUCACAGGACGUGGAAAAAAUAAGUCUGUGGAACUCGAGGAUGUCAAGUUCCACCAGUGUGUGCGACUAUCACGUUUUGACAAUGAUCGUACUAUCUCCUUCAUUCCACCUGAUGGAGAUUUUGAGCUUAUGUCAUAUCGCCUGAGUACACAGAUGAAACCUCUCAUCUGGAUCGAAUCUGUCAUUGAGAAGUUCUCUCACAGCCGAGUGGAGAUUAUGAUUAAGGCAAAGGGCCAGUUCAAAAAACAAUCAGUGGCCAAUGGUGUGGAGAUAAGUGUGCCUGUCCCAAAUGAUGCUGACUCACCCAAAUUCAAAACCAACAUUGGCAGUGCAAAAUAUCUGCCUGAAAAGAAUACUGUUGUCUGGAACAUAAAGUCCUUCCCAGGUGGUAAAGAAUAUUUGAUGCGAGCCCAUUUUGGGCUACCCAGCGUUGAGAACGAGGAGCUGGAAGGUCGGCCACCCAUCUCAGUCCGAUUUGAAAUCCCAUACUUCACAGUCUCUGGGAUUCAAGUACGGUACAUGAAGAUAAUUGAAAAGAGUGGGUACCAGGCUCUGCCAUGGGUCCGCUAUAUCACCCAGAGUGGAGAUUAUCAACUUCGGGCACAUUAAUCGCAUGACUCCACAAACUCUGAUACUCUCAAGAAUGAAGAAGUCUGAAUGUCUUUUAAUCCAGGCUCUAUCUGGACUGAUCUUGUAUAUUUGUGUCCUGGCAAAUUGCUGCUCUGGUCCUCAUUCCAUCCAACCACAGCUUGGGUUGAUAGUUGUUGGACAAUUACAUCUAAGUUUGGUGUGGGUGGAAGAGAAUUAUAGCCUAUUCUUAUUCUUCUUGUUGCCUACAAUGGCACAUAUACUGCUUCCUAGCUUGAAUGGAAGCAACCCUGUCUGUAUACUGUGCCUUGCAAAGCUUUUGAGUGAAAAAGCUUUGAUGAGUAUAGCCUUCAUUCAGUAUCUCUCUUUUAGAGAAUUCCUGAGACAAAAAAGCAGGUGUGACAGUAUCAUUGGUGGGUGAGUCUCUUUAUUUGGAAAGCUUUAUCCAGGGGAAUUGAUGUUGCCUCUUACUAGUGCCUGAAUAGAAUUCAGUUCAUCCUGAAAUGUAACCAAGUUUCUUCAGAGGGAGAGUUGUGUGCAGGAAGAAUGUAGUGACAGAAAGAAGAAUCUACAAUUUUAUGGAAUCAAGAACUGCAGAUCUAGGUUGAACUCUCAACUUGUACAUGAAUUUUCUGAGAAAUUGUGGGAAAUUCUUAAUCUCUGUUCACUUUUUGUAAAAUGAGAAUAGCAGCUGCCUAUCUCUUGUUAUAAAGAUGAUGAAAUGACUUAAUAGUUUCUUUGUUCUUAAAGUAUGACAAACUCUAAAAGGACAGAAAUAAAUCUUUUUCAGU